GAGCGUUCUGAGCAUUGUGUUUACUUGGAUUGCGUCAAUCUUGGAUCGCCAUGUUGCCAUUCGAGACGACAAAUAUUUUUGAACAAUUGCCUCGGUUUGUUUUUAAAAUGCCACGAGUGGUGCCGGAUCAAGAAAGUAAAUUCCAGUCGGAUGAGCUGUUCCGGAGGUUAUGCAGAGAAAGUGAGGUGAGGUACACAGGCUACAGAGAUCGACCACUCGAAGAGCGACAAAUGAGGUUUCAAAACGCCUGCAGGGAGGGACGAACAGAAGUUGCUUUCAUCGCGACGGGUACAAAUUUACAGUUAGUAUUUAGUCCCUGUGCCAAUGGUUAUAGCGAAGGCUGUGAUUUUAACAAAGAACAAGGAAAGGUGCACAUCAAAUCCGGUUUUAUCAUGAAUGGUGUGUGUGUUCGGUGGCGCGGUUGGCUCGAUCUAGAAAGGCUCGAUGGUGUUGGCUGCUUAGAAUACGACGAGGAAAGAGCGCAGGUAGAAGAUGCCGUGUUGCGUGAGCAGAUCGAGCGGUAUAAUCAGCGCGUGCGUGACUUCGAAGAGAAACAGCGCAUCUUCCGAGCGCAACACGACAGGCACGUUGAAGCCCCAGUGGAGGUAAGGCCCAACAGGGUCGGAAGAAACAGAGUGAAUUAAGUCCGGAUAGAGCGGGGUCAGCAAGCAACUAAACACUUUCUCUCUCUCUCUCGUACUUUUAAUUUCCUUCCGG
This is a messenger RNA of Uloborus diversus, 717 nucleotides long. It is a transcript of the gene Bgb, whose product is annotated as protein big brother-like. Gene Ontology annotation, biological process: regulation of transcription by RNA polymerase II. Bases 51 to 644 code for a protein of 197 amino acids. Lineage: Eukaryota; Metazoa; Arthropoda; Arachnida; Araneae; Uloboridae. The transcript has 6 exons. Gene Ontology annotation, cellular component: core-binding factor complex; nucleus. The record is from RefSeq and is a predicted model, not a curated record. Gene Ontology annotation, molecular function: transcription coactivator activity; sequence-specific DNA binding.